UAUUAUAGCUUACAUAAAAAGAAAAGUAGUAUUUAUGGCAUUGAUUUUAAAAUUUUCUCUAUAUUCAACGGCUAUAUUGUUGUUGUGUUGUGUAGUACAACAACACACAAACGUUAAAGUUUAAAUUCUCAACGGCUACUUUCCUCCAUCUCUUUCCCCUAAUCUCUCUUUUCCACUUUCAUUUCCAUUUCCAGCUCUCUUUCUCUCACUCUCUUCUUCUUCUCAAUUCGAUCUGCAAUUAAAAUCAAAUCUUGAAUUUCUAUCUUAGUAAUGGCGCCUACGCCUUCCUCAAAAUCCAAUCAAGGCAACCCCAGCCAAUUCAAGACCCCAAAUUCAAAGCACCGUCUUCAAUUCCACGGCCCCAAACACCACCACCACCACAACCCAUCACCCAAUCCCAACUCCGCCCUCCGAGAAAACCACAACCCACCGGAGCAUCCCGUCGAAGUAAUCGCCCGGAUCCGAGAUUACCCAGAUCGGAAAGACCAACAACAACAACCCAUUUCUACUCUUCAGAUUAACCCUCAAAAGCACAGUAUUCGAGUUCGUGCCGAUUUCGGGUACCGGGAUUUCGGCCUUGAUGGGGUUUCCUUAUCGGAGGAAGAGGAUCUUGGUUCUUUCUACAGUCAUUUCGUACAGUCAAGGAUAAAUAGUGUCAAAUUGGGUGAGAAAUGUACUAUCAUGAUGUACGGACCCACCGGUUCGGGGAAGAGUCACACCAUGUUUGGUUGUUCCAAACAACCUGGGAUUGUUUACAGGUCUCUGAGAGAUAUUCUUGGGGAUGAUGAUGAAGAAGGUGAUGCAGAUGGUGAGCGAGUUGGGGUUGGGACAUUUGUUCAGGUCACUGUUUUGGAAAUUUAUAAUGAGGAGAUAUAUGAUCUCUUGUCAAGCAAUGGUGGUGGUGGUGGAGGAUUUGGCCUUGGUUGGCCCAAAGGAAAUGGCUCUAAUUCAAAGGUAAAGCUAGAAGUGAUGGGGAAAAAAGCCAAAAAUGCUACAUACAUAUCUGGAAAUGAAGCUGGCAAAAUCUCAAAAGAGAUUCAGAAGGUGGAGAAGAGAAGGAUUGUUAAAAGCACCCUUUGUAAUGAAAGAAGCUCCCGAAGCCAUUGCCUGGUCAUCCUGGAUGUCCCAACAGUGGGAGGACGGUUAAUGCUUGUUGACAUGGCUGGUUCUGAAAAUAUUGACCAAGCUGGUCAAGUUGGUUUUGAGGCAAAAAUGCAGACAGGAAAGAUAAAUCAGGGGAACAUAGCAUUGAAAAGAGUGGUUGAGUCCAUUGCUAAUGGAGACUCUCAUGUACCCUUUAGAGACAGCAAAUUGACUAUGCUUCUUCAGGAUUCUUUUGAGGAUGACAAGUCAAAAAUGUUAAUGAUACUUUGUGCUAGCCCCGAUCCAAAGGAGAUACACAAGACGAUCUCCACCCUUGAAUAUGGAGCCAAAGCAAAGUGUAUAGUCCGUGGCCCUCUUACUCCGAUCAAGGAUAAAGCUGGUGGUGAAGAUUCUUCCUCAGCUGUGAUUUUAGGAUCAAGGAUUGCUGCAAUGGAUGAAUUUAUCAUGAAGCUACAAAAGGAGAACAAGCUAAAAGAGAAAGAACGAAAUGAUGCUCACAAAGAACUAAUGAAGAAAGAAGAAGAGGUCAAAGCUUUGAGAGCUAAACUUGAGCUUGUCGAAGGGAGAGAUUCUGUUGAAAAUGAGGAGGAAGUUAACUCAAAGGUGAAUGAGUGGGCUCAGAAUAUGAAAUGUGAACUAGACAAAAAGUUAGAGGAAUGCCAGAAAAUGGCCAAUGAAUUCGUAGAAUUGGAGAGGAAGAGAAUGGAAGAAAGGAUACUCCAGCAGCAACAAGAACUUGAGAUGCUGAGGCGGCGGUUGGAGGAAAUUGAGUUGGAAUUGCGAUCGAAAGAAGGGAAUAUUGAGAUAAAGACUAACAAAUCUAUAGAAAAUGAUGGAAGUGGAUUUGCAAAGAGGCUGAUGGGGAUUUAUUCUAGCAGUGAUGAUGCAAGCAUGGUAAAGUCAAUGGAUCUUGACAUGGAUGAUCAAGAACCAGUUUUUCGUGGCUUUACUUAUGACAAGAAUGGCAGCCCAGGUCUUAACCAGCCCCUUUCAACUACUUUGAAUGGUGCUCUUGGAAAUGAUCUAUUUGCUCCAACAUAUGGUGACAAAGUAUCUCUAAGCACUGUUUAUGAGGAAGAUGAAGUUGAAGAGGAGGAAGAACACAAAGAAAGUGAUGAAGAUGAUGAAGAAGUGAAAAAAGAAGUCAUAGAGGAGAAGAAGGUUUGUGUGGUAAACUCCAUCGCUAAUGUGAGUCCAACUCCCUUGACAUUUUCACACCAGAUUUGUCAAGAGACUCCAGGGGAAGAAGAUUAUCUUAAAUCAAAUUUAGAGGAAAGAUUUCAGAGUUUAGGACUCAAAAGUGUACCCCAAGAUGACAAGGAUUCAGAGGCUUCAAGAAAAAUCCGAAUUCAAAACAUUUUCACACUGUGUGGGAAUCAAAGAGAACUAUCCAAGCACAUCAGCACACCAAUGCCUAAGAAAAAAGGAUCAGAAAAUAUUGAUCCUCAAGAAUUGAUGGUGAAAGUGGGAGGAGUUGGGGAGAAUGGACCAGCCCUUAAGGAGUUGUCAUCAGCAAAGGGUACGAUUUCCCCGAGUCAUCAUCUAGUAACUCCUGUUCCCUUGCGAUCACUGGAGAACAUUGCAACCACAUCUCCUGAACUUGGACCUCACUUGGGUUCUACACCUUUCAUUACACUUAGAAGAAGACUUUAGGUGGGCUAUUGUUCUUUUUGUAUAAAAGACAUGGAGUAUACUCGUGUAUAUGAAUGUUUUUAUUUGGGUUUUGGAUCAGUGUUCAUCUGUCUGAUGCUAUUGGAAACUUAUUUUGUAAUUAGUUCCCUGAUUAGAGGGAACAAUAUUUUUUUCCUUUGUGAUGAAUCAAUAGCUAUUUGAUGAUGAAAAAGCUCCCGAAACUUGAUGUGUUGUUCAUUUUUGUUGGUAGAAUAUAUGCAGUGUGAAAGAUUGUUAUAUUUUCAUUGAACAAGUCAAGUAAAAGCAGUGUUUUUCUCUAACAAAGAUUUUUAUAAUAAGUAGUGCAAUUUGAGUUAACCAAGUUAUGUUGAUUGACUUCACUAUCUAAUUAAUAAACUUUGUUUAAUGAAUUUGGUCAACUCUUGGUUUAAAAUAUUAUAUUUGCUGAGCCUGAUAAAGCCUUGUUAACCAGUACAUGGUAUAAGUCUAAGGGUCUUAUAAUAACAAUUAACAAUUAUGAUAAUUAAACAACCACAAGUUUUCUAUCAUUGAGGGAAAUUUACAAAAGAAUUUGUUUAUGGAAGCACCAAGGCAUUGGAGACUUUUAUCCAGAGGAUACAAGAAACUCAAAUCAACCAACUUGGCUUCAUCUCAACAUCAGGUUCUUUCUUUAACAAAAAACUUCUAUUUUGUUUUGUUUUUGGCUUUGAAAUCAAUAAAUAUUAGAACCCUUUUUCUUUCUUUUGUGGCAGAGAAACAUAUUCAGAAGAGUUUUGAGAGUAGCACAAUUGAAGGUCAUAGCAACUAAAACCAUCAGAAACUUGAAAACCAAGUUAAUUAGAAAGAAAGAAAAUUCAAGAAAAGUCAAAGAAUCCCAUUUGGAAGAAGAUGAUGAUGAUGAUUUUGGUUAUGAACAGAUAACAACAGUUGAUGACAAGAUUCAAAACCAACACAAUAAGGACAACAAGAAUCAUCAGAUAAGUUCAACUUGGAUGAAAUUAUAUGUCAAAAUAGCAGCAGUCUCAAACAAGAAGAAAACUAUUGUUGUUGAAGCAAGAGGUUAUCAUAUUGUUCAUGAAAUCAAAUCCAAGAUUCUUGUUGCUGAAGGAAUCAAACAAGAUGAGUAUUCUUUAUUCCAUGGUGGGAUAAGCCUUGAAGAUUACAGGACAUUGGAAUCACUUGGAAUAAAAACCGAAUCCACCCUUCAUUUGAUCUUCCAUCCCACAACUUCAUUGCCAAUCAUUGUUCGAACCCCGAAUGGGAAACUUCUUAGUUUCCAAGUACAAGUCUUGUACACUGUUUGCAACCUCAAAACAAUCGUUGAGAGCUUCAUAGGUUGUCCCGUGGACGAAUGCAAGAUGGUUUACGCAGGGAAGGAGCUCGAGGACUGCAAGAGCUUGGCCUUUUAUGAGAUCGAAGAGAAUUCGAAUUUGGAGCUGCAGCCUUGUUGGAUUCAAAUUCUUGUUAAGACUUGGAGCUCAAAGACCAUAACACUCCAUGUUAUGAGAUCGAAUACAAUCGAAGAGGUUAAAGAAAAGCUUUUUUGUAAGGUGGGAAUGCCAAUUUGUAGGCAGAAGAUUGUGUUUUGUGGAAGAAUACUCAAUGAUCAAAAUCGAAAUCUGUCUAGUUACAAUGUUCAAAAGGAUUCCACUCUUCAUAUGUUAUUGAAACAUUAAAAACAAAAUCUUUGUCAUUUCACAAAAUUUGCUUAUUGAUUUUGUUUUGAUAUUUUUGUACUUAAUAAGAGAAAAAGUUGAAUCAUAUGUAUAAAUGAAAAGAUAACAUAUAGUAUUAGCUUUUUACAG
Molecule: messenger RNA, 4541 nt
Organism: Cannabis sativa
Lineage: Eukaryota; Viridiplantae; Streptophyta; Magnoliopsida; Rosales; Cannabaceae
Product: kinesin-like protein KIN-10A
Exons: 6
Coding region: 271-2757 (828 amino acids)
Biological process (GO): microtubule-based movement
Cellular component (GO): microtubule; kinesin complex
Molecular function (GO): ATP hydrolysis activity; ATP binding; microtubule motor activity
Source: RefSeq, a predicted model, not a curated record